Molecule: messenger RNA, 2040 nt
Organism: Theileria parva strain Muguga
Lineage: Eukaryota; Apicomplexa; Aconoidasida; Piroplasmida; Theileriidae
Gene: Sec63
Exons: 5
Coding region: 27-2006 (659 amino acids)
Biological process (GO): post-translational protein targeting to endoplasmic reticulum membrane; SRP-dependent cotranslational protein targeting to membrane
Cellular component (GO): Sec62/Sec63 complex
Molecular function (GO): RNA binding; transmembrane protein transporter activity
Source: RefSeq, a predicted model, not a curated record
UUUAGAUAGAUAAUUAUGGGUAACUAAUGUCGCAGUUCAGGGAUACAUUUACGCGAGGGAGUAAGAAGGACUCCGUCCUUUCCUACGACGAUUUUGCGUCCAGAAUAUUCACCAGCGGUUUCAUUCUCUGCUUUUUAAUACCAAUUACAAUAUAUCUAUUUAAAAAGUGGUUUUUCGGGAAACGACCGAAACUUCCGGCGAAGUUGCGCCUGUCUGAUGUACAUAUAGAGAGCAAGAAGCAAGCUUGCGUCAAAUGUGAGUGCUCGUUUUGCAGAACGAGAAGAGCCGAAGAAUCUAAAAAAUCCCUCAAAUUCAGAGACCAUUUUACAUUCUCUAGAUUAUUUCAAUUCGUACUUCUAGCAACAUUUUGGUGGAUAGUUGUUUAUUUGAUUUCUGGAAUUAAUCCAGAUGAUAAUAUUAAAAGGUUUGACCCUUUUGAACUGCUCGGUUUAUCAACCGAAGCUACCAAGAAGGACAUACAGAAGGCAUACCGCCAUCUGUCACUCAAAUAUCACCCUGAUCGAAACCCCAAUGACCCAGAAAUGUCUGCACAUUUCGUUCUAAUCACUAAGGCAUAUAGGACGCUAACCAACGAGGUAUCGAGAAUGAACUAUGCAAAGUAUGGGAAUCCGGACGGACCCGGUAUGAUGAAGAUAGGAAUAGGACUUCCAAGGUUUCUGGUGGACGAGAAUAACCAGAUUGUCAUAUUAUCCUUAUUCUUCCUGCUCUUGCUAAUAGUUGCUCCGUCACUCUUUCUGUGGUAUUAUCGCACCCAAAAAAAUCUCACAGCUUCCGGGAUCCGGUUGGAGACUUUGCAGCUGAUAUAUUAUUCAUUGAACGAAAACACAAGACAUAAGAGUCUGCCAGAAGUUUACUCAUGUUCGUCAGAGUUGUCUAAUAUUCCGUACCAUUCGAGCGAGGAGACGGAGCUCCGUAAAUAUUUUCACAUUUUGAGUGAUUAUAAGAGGAAGAACAUUUCCUCGGAGACCUUCAGGAACUUCUUGCUUCUACUUUGUCACCUUAACAGGAUAGAAGAUCUAUCAUCACAAUUAAAAAAAUCUCUAAACGAAGUCUUAAAAUAUAGCAUGUUAAUCACACACUGCAUGCUCGACGUGGCGCUCUCAAAGAGCUGGCUGCUCACAUUCAGGUCAGUGAUAGACUUUAGGAGAGGAAUCCUCCAAGGCCUGUUGACAAGAUCGGAGUCUUUUUACCAAAUUCCCCACUUCACGGAGUACGAGAUUAACCACGUGGGAAGAGGCAAAGCCAGCUCCAAGAGCAUUGAACAGUAUGUGAAAACGGAUUUUAAAUAUAAGAAAGGCUUGAACAACUUAACGGAGGAGCAGAAACAAGACGUUGAGGAGUUUUGCAAAUACUUCCCAAAUGUUUCGCUAGAAGUUAAAGUGUACGUCGAGGACGAGGAUGAAAUUUAUGAGGGAGAUUUAGUGACGGUGGAAGUUAGACUAAGAAGAAAUAACUUGAAGGAUAAAGAGUUAAUUGGGCCAGUACACGCACCAUUAUUUCCAUACGUAAAGUAUGAGCAGUAUUACGUCCUGUUAACUUUCCCGCUUGCUCUUAACAGGGAUAAGGAUACCUCAAAUCACGUCCAUUCAAAUGAAUCUAGAGUAAAUGGAGUGGUUUCGCAAGAUCUUUUCGACUUAGUCGAGGAAGUAAAAGGUAAGGAUUGGGAGAAUAACCUGCUGUUGAACUUUUCAAUGACGACAAGCCGUGAGGCUGAGGUUGUGGAAAAAAUGCAGAUUUUAGCAGAGAAGGUGGGCCAAAACACUAUUUGUGUAACUGCAGUUAACGACUCUUACUUUGGAGCUGAAUUCUCAGUGCUUAAGAAGUUCUACGUUAACCCACUCAACUUGCAGAAAAAAUACGAAUCCUUUAAGAUCCACCCUGAGGAUAUGAAACUCGACGAAGAUGUUAACCCAAUUACCAAGAUGAUUGGAGAGUUACUGACAGCUGAAUCUUCAGAUGAAGAGGAAGUUGAGUAUAUAGAAUAAUUGGCAUUUUAAUGUUAUUUUCAAACAAAAAUUU